AUGAACACUGGUGGGUGAUAAUUGAAGUAAUGUUAACUCAUAACAUGAGAUAAACAUGACACUGUAGUUUUACUCCCCCUUUGCCUAGCUAAAAAUUUGUCUAAAGCCUUGGUCCUAGCCCAAGCCCAAAACUGACCGGACCUGAACUUAGACAUAAACCUGGACAUAUAUAAGACCUGAUCCUUGACCUAGGCAUAAACCUAUAUCUGAACCUGAACCUAAACCUAGACUUGAAUUAACCUAGACCUAGACCUAGACAUAGACCUAGACCUGGACCUAUACCUAGACUUAGACCCAGACUUAAGCCUGGACCUAGACCUAGACCUAGACAUAGACAUAGACCUAGACCUAGACCUAGACCUAGACCUAGACCUAGACCUAGACCUAGACCUAGACCUAGACCUAGACCUAGACCUAGACCUAGACCUAGACCUAGACCUAGACCUAGACCUAGACCUAGACCUAGACCUAGACCUAGACCUAGACCUAGACCUAGACCUAGACCUAGACCUAGACCUAGACCUAGACCUAGACCUAGACCUAGACCUAGACCUAGACCUAGACCUAGACCUAGACCUAGACCUAGACCUAGACCUAGACCUAGACCUAGACCUAGACCUAGACCUAGACUUAGACCCAGACUUAAGCCUGGACCUUGACUUGAACCUAUCUUAG
Bursaphelenchus okinawaensis is the source of this 675-nucleotide messenger RNA. Lineage: Eukaryota; Metazoa; Nematoda; Chromadorea; Rhabditida; Aphelenchoididae. The record is from the annotation of a GenBank genome assembly.